Schistocerca cancellata (South American locust) is the source of this 2711-nucleotide messenger RNA. Its product is annotated as probable serine hydrolase. The record is from RefSeq and is a predicted model, not a curated record. Bases 293 to 1201 code for a protein of 302 amino acids. Lineage: Eukaryota; Metazoa; Arthropoda; Insecta; Orthoptera; Acrididae. The transcript has 2 exons.
AGAGUUAUUAUAUGCCAUAAAUUAAUUUUUUUUCGUAUGAUGUCAUUGAUGUCCCACUCUGUGAACUGAAGAAUUUUAAUUUAUCCAAGGGUCUAGUAAAAUGUUUCUUAUCAUAUCUUAAUGUCAUAUAUGGAAUUGAAGGUCAGUUUUCUGUAGACCGGUAUGGUGUAAUAAAGAUUACUAUGCAUGGAGCUGCCGUGAUAAGUUUUGACAGCACAUUGCAAAGGUUCUGCGGAGCUGACGAAGUAGGAGUUGGAAGUUUGAGUUUCGUGUUGUUGCUAAAUUACUUACAAUGAAUUCGGAAGUCACAGAAAUUAAAAUCCCUAUGCCUUGGGGCUAUGUAAGUGGAAAAUGGUGGGGUCCAAGGGAGAAGCAACCUAUACUUGCAUUGCAUGGGUGGCAGGACAAUGCUGGUACCUUUGACAAGCUAAUUCCUCUGUUCCCUGCUGACAUUGCUGUUCUGUGUAUUGACCUCCCUGGUCAUGGCUUGUCAUCUCAUUAUCCUAAAGGUCAACAAUAUUACAUAUUCUGGGAUGGUCUUGUCAUUGUGCGGCGUGUGGUGAAGCAUUUUCAAUGGGAACAUAUUUCCAUCAUUGGCCAUUCUCUGGGUGGUGCUAUAGGUUUUCUGUAUGCUUCAGUAUUCCCAGAUGACAUAAAAAAACUUGUGUCAAUAGACAUUGUGAGUCCAGCUGUGAGAGAGCCGUCUAGAAUAGUGCACGAACUGGGGCAAGGAAUUGACAGAUUCCUUAAGUAUGAAACCCUGACGCCAGAGGAUGCACCUUGUUAUACAUAUGAUGAAAUGAUUGAUAUAGUGCAGAGUGCUUAUAAAGACUCACUGACACGAGAGUCUUGUGAAGUGCUAAUGAAAAGAGGUAUGAAUCCUGUGACAAAAUCAAAUUGUGAUUCAACCAAAGAAGGGUACCUCUUUAGCAGAGAUGUCCGGCUGAAAGUUGCUGGUUUGGGUCUCAUAUCAGCAGACUUAGUUUUUGAGUUAGCAGAAAGGAUAAAAUGUGAGUACUUAAAUAUAAGAGCAAAACCAGGCCUUAAGUUUGAUAAACCUGAACAUUAUCAUGAUGUCCUUGAGAAAAUUAAAAAGACUGCAAAAAGAUUUGAAUUUUACGAGAUUGAAGGAACCCAUCAUUUGCACUUGAAUGCACCUGAAAGUGUCAGUACACAUAUUGUUAACUUUUUAACGUCAUAACUAGAAUAUUGUUCUAGCUAACAGUUAAAUGAAUAAUUUGCAAAAUGCAUCUUGACUGUUGAAGUGCUGAUAAAGGAGUAGUGAGAUUAAUUUGUUCCACAUUUGUUUAUAAAUCUACAUGUGUGUUUACAUAACAUUUUUCAUAGUAGUAACACUCUGCUUGUUUGCACAAUACAGCAUUUCUAUAAUUCCUCAAACUCCAAAUACAAGUAAUUGGAUUUUGAAUAAUUUUGAACCACAUAACAUUUCUUGAGCACUGCUUCUUAACCCUGUAACGAAUGUCCUGGAGCCUUACCAGUAACAAGUGAGACCAAGGAAUAAGAUGGAUAUGACACACACAUUAUGUUGAAUUUUGCAAAACCUUCCACAACUGAAGAUUAUGUGCCCAUUUCUUUGGAGUAUUCUUCCUUGUUGUCAGCAACACACAUGAAAUACUCUUGUAAGAGUAAUGCGAGGGAGAGGGGGAAGGGAGGUGGGUGCUGCAUACUGGUAAAUCAUUCCCUUACUGACAAAAACUUAUAUCCUUAUCACCUUCUCCCCAAACAAAAUAAUUUUCUUUUCUAAAUGUUGGGAAAUUUGUUAAUUUUGUGGCAAGUUCUUUUGAACAUAAUUUAGAAUCAUUUCUCCAAUUGUAGAGAGGCAGAGAAACUCUUGGCUUAUCUCUGUAUGCACAAUCUUUUGUUACAGUCAGUAGACACUCCAUUGAAUUGGUAUAUACAUACAUUCACACAUAGAUAAUCUAAGGGCUAAGGCCUUGUCAGUGCAACCACUCAUUUCUGUCAUUGGCUGUUUGUUUCAGUUCCAUUUUAUUGUGACAGCCUAUCCUUAUCUCAGUGUCUUCCAAGUACUUUUUUCUAGGCAUCCUCUUCCUUUCUUUUCCAGUAAUUCCCCUUCAAGAAUUUUAAUGACAAAAGUGUUGUGUGAUCACGUGUCCAGUAAGUGUUCUUCUCUUUUCCAUUUCCUUUAGUAAUUUUCUGUCUUUGUUGAUUUUCCUUAAGGCUUCCAGGUUGUUUUCCUUUCCAUCCAGCUAAUUUUUGUCAUUUUCUGCUAUAAUUAAGUUUCAAUAGCUUGCAAUUCAUUCCCUUUCCACCCAACCCAAAGUCUACCCUUCUGAACACUUAAUAAUUUUGUAGAGGAUUUUCUGACAUCUUUACUCAUACGUUUGCUAGUGAAAAUGUUUUUCUUUGUCAUAAAUUUCUGUUUUGCCUCUGCAAUCUUUCACUUCCAUUAAGUCUCUAUCGUCCUUGUGAUUAUACUCCAGAGAUAACAAAAUUAUUUCACCUGAUCAAUUUUGACAUAACCAGUUUUUUAUAUUCGUUUUAAUUUACUCCAUAUUUUUCUGUACUACUAUUACUUUAUUUUUGUAAAGACACUAUCCUAUGAACUUCACAUUUUAUUUUACGUAAUGUUACUCAUUAUCAUCUCAGAGUGCCACAGCAAGCCUACUGAUACUAGUUUCCCUGCUAAUGGAUAUUCAAAUAUAAUCCCCCAACAUAUUUAAUAAAUGAAA